Messenger RNA from Adineta steineri, 446 nucleotides. The record is from the annotation of a GenBank genome assembly. NCBI's taxonomy places the organism in Eukaryota, Metazoa, Rotifera, Eurotatoria, Adinetida, Adinetidae.
AUGCUUAAUCAUGUUAUUCCUUUAAAACAACUUACUAAAUUAAUUAUUAAAUGUGAUCAUCUUUCUUUGACAAAAUUAAUUGAAUUAUUAUGUUGGACUCCUCAUAUUCAUACAUUAGUAUUUGAAUCUAUGUCACUUCAUGGAGUUAGUUAUAAUUCUAUUCAACAAAAUCAAUCAUUUCAACUGGUAUCCAGUAACAAUACCAUUACAAACGUGACUUUUAAACCAAGAUGUACAUUAGAUAAACUUCAGAUACUUGUUGCUUUAUUCUCUCGAAUCCAACGUCUUACAAUAAAUUUCCAUGCGAAAGAUUUAGAAUCAUGUGUACGAUUUCUAUUAGAGAAAACAAAUCGAAAUACUAGUCAUUUAUAUUCAUUACGUCUUUUAUGGGUAGACACAAUUUGGCUUACAAGAUUGGAAACCUUAAUCGUAUCCGAUAUGUUUCU